AUGACGGCAGCACCCGCGAUGGCCUCCGGGGUCUCCCUUCCCCGCGUCGCCUCAUCAACAUCAACAUCAGCGUCACUCCGGCGUUUGGCACUCUUCAUCUUCAGUUUUAUCGCCAUCACCAGCUUCGUACCAACAGCCAUGGCAGACAACGGCUUCGUCAACAUGGUCUACUACCCUAAUUGGCACGCCUACCAGGGCCAAUCGCCGGGCAAAAUGGAUCUGAAGCUCGUCACUCACGUCUUGUACUCCUUCAUCGGCGUGAACACGGACGGCUCUCUGAUGGCCAUUGACAACAACGCCGACAACGUCAUCCAAAUGGACGGCGAGAAGGGUGCUCUGUUGGCCCUGGCCAAGGUGAAGCAGAGCUACCCCGGCCUCAAGACCCUCAUCUCCGUCGGCGGCGCCAACAACAGCAGGGAGUUCCCCGUCAUGGCCGCCAGCGCCGACGCCCGCAAGAAAUUCGCCAAGGCCAUCCACGAGUUCGUCGACAAGUACAGCUUCAAUGGCGUUGACAUCGACUGGGAACACCCAGACGACCCGACUGCCGGAACCAACUACAUUGCCCUCCUCGAAGCCAUCCGCAACGAAAUGCCGGCCGGCAAGUACCAGCUCACCUCGGCCCUCCCGCCGGCGCAAUGGACGCUACGCAACUUUGAUAACAAGCGCGCCGCUGCGGUCCUCGACUACAUGAACCUCAUGUGCUACGACCUCACGGGUCCCUGGACCUCCGUCUCGGGCAACCACGCCCAGCUGUUUGCCUCGUCAACGCUCGCCAGCAAGGACGCCGAACUCCGGCUUGCCUGUUCCGACGGCGUCGACUACCUCAUCGCCAACGGCUUCCCCAGCCGAAAGAUCGUCAUGGGCAUCCCCGCUUACGCACGCACGUUUCCGUCCGCCAAGGGCCCAGGAGGGACCUCGACCGGCUCGGGCGAGAUGGACUACAAGGACCUUCCUCAGGAGUGGAUUGACAAGGCCAUUGUUGACGAGGUUGCGAUUGCCGCAUCCUACGUCGACCCGGUCAGCGGUUUUGUGACCUUCGACACGCCGAGGGUUGUCACGCUCAAGGCGAACUACGCGAAGCUCAAGAAGCUCGGUGGCCUGAUGUACUGGACUGGCUCCGGAGAUCGUACCGGGAAAGACAGUCUGGUCCUGGCUGGCUGGAAUGCUAUCAACGGAAGGUAA
This is a messenger RNA of Colletotrichum karsti, 1182 nucleotides long. RefSeq names its product glycosyl hydrolase family 18. NCBI's taxonomy places the organism in Eukaryota, Fungi, Ascomycota, Sordariomycetes, Glomerellales, Glomerellaceae. Gene Ontology annotation, molecular function: chitin binding; chitinase activity. The coding region runs from base 1 to 1182 and encodes 393 amino acids. The record is from RefSeq and is a predicted model, not a curated record. Gene Ontology annotation, cellular component: extracellular region. The transcript has a single exon. Gene Ontology annotation, biological process: chitin catabolic process; carbohydrate metabolic process.